AGUUUGUAUGCUAGUUCUUGUCCUGUGAUCGCAAAUCGGUAUGGUCGCGGGUUAAACAUUUGACUUCAGAUGUCGUCUUGCCAGAUGUAACUUGGAAAAAAACUGUGGCCUGCCAGCCGAACAGAUUUUCUGAAAAUUAUUUAAAAUUGAUUACUACUGGUAAUGGGUUGCCUAAAAUGAAAUUAAUUUAGCUAGCAAGAAAUGUCAGUCCUCGCUAGCUGCAUUAUUGCAUGAAGAAUGGUAUUAGGAAAUGUCAAUUCUAUGCUUGUAUCUUGUCGUGAUCGCCGAGCUAGCCAACUACGCAGCUAAUUAUCGAGGAAGUAAUGACGACCAUGUCAUCACUAAUUGGAUUUUUAAAAAUAAAUCGUCCUGAAAAGGUGGCUUGAAAAUCCCACUGAAAUAAAAUAAUUGUCGAUUACCAACGAUGACAAACGAAGGAGUUGCUGAGUCUUUUCAAAUGUAGCGACUGUGAUGUGAAAAAUUAUAAGAUAGCUGGGGAAUUAAACAUGUCAUCGUUUUUUGCUUAUUCACAGGGCAUUAUCUACUUAGUGUUUAGGCAGUGAUACCUUGUGUGAUUUCACGCUGUUUCCAUUUUUUUAGUUCAAUGAAUUUCACUAACUUGUGCAAACUAUGAUAUUGUAAGCUGUCGUAUAACGCUCAAACGUCAUAGUGUAACUUUACAGUAGUACUGUAUAUUUAAAAGUGACUAAUUUAACAAGUGGUAAAUGAGUGUUUGGAGUGUAUCACACUUCUUUUGACAGGAUAAUAAUGUGCACAGACAAAUAAGCUACGCCUAGGGACAAUGAGCGAGCCAGAUCCAAUGCUGGAGAAGGGAGUGAAUAGCGGUUUAGCUUGCCAGGAGAGUUAUGCCUGCGGGGGCUCAAACGAGGCGGUGUUUGAGUGUGACGAGUGCGGCAGUCUGCAGUGCGUCCGCUGCGAGCUGGAGCUCCAUCGCCUGGAGCGGCUGCAGAACCACGAGCGGAUUCGCAUAAGGCCAGGGCACGUGCCGCUUUGCGACUCCUGCAAGGACAGCAACGGCGGCCUGGUGAGCAGCGGGCGGCAGAGGGCCGUGGUCCGCUGCCAGGGGUGCAAAGUCAACUUGUGUCUGGACUGUCAGAAACGCACCCACAGCGGGGUGAACAAAAGGAAGCACAUGAUCAUCCCCUACCCGCCACCCAAACCAGAAGAGGGUGGCUCAGGUGCCCCACGGGAUGAGGUGGAGGAACAGAUGGUCAGACUUCUAGAGAAGGUCUGCUGCUUCCUACUGGUAGAUGAAGACGAGGAGAUGCAUGUGAGGAAUGAGGUUGAGUUUGUGGAGAAACUUGGCUGUCAGCCUGAUGAGCUGCUGAAGGUGGUCUCCAUCUUUGGGAACACUGGGGAGGGCAAGUCCCACACACUCAACCACACCUUCUUCCUGGGUCGGGAGGUCUUCAAGACUGCACCCACUCAGGAGUCCUGCACUGUGGGUGUGUGGGCAGCACUGGACCCUGUACACAAGGUGGUGCUUAUGGAUACAGAGGGGACCGCCUCUGACUCAGGCCAGCGCACUCGCCUGCUGCUGAAGGUGCUGGCUGUAUCUGACCUGGUCAUCUACCGCACACGCUCCGACCAGCUCCAUGACAACCUGUUCAAGUUCCUGGGCGAGGCCUCGGAUGCCUACCUGAAGCACUUUGCCAGGGAGCUGAAAGCCACCACCACCCGCUGUGGCCUGGAUGUGCCCCUCUCCACCCUGGGGCCCGCUGUCAUCAUCUUCCAUGAGACGGCCCAUACCAAGCUGCUGGGCUCAGACAAGCCGUCAGAGUCGGUGGAGCUGCUGCUGCAGGAGCGCUUCCAGAAACUGGGCAGUUUCCCAGAAGCCUUCAGCUGCGUCCAGUACCGUGGCACCCGCACGUACAACCCCCCCACCGACUUCAGCGGCCUCCAACGCAGCCUGGAGCAGCUGCUGGAUAACAACACCACACGCUCCCCACGUACUGCCCACGUCAUCUACAAGGCCCUGCGGGCCCUGAGUGAGCGCUUCAAUGAGGAGAUCUCGGAUGAUUGGCUAGGCCAAACCUCCUUCUUCCCUGAAGAGUACUUCACCUGCUCCAGCAUCUGCCUCAGCUGUGGCUCUGGCUGCAGGAACAGCAUGAACCACCUGCGGGAAGGCAUCUCACACAUGGCCAGACACAACUGUCACUAUUCUGAGACCCAUGACAACCGCAUCCUCACCUGUAAGGCCUGCUAUGAGAGGGGGGAGGAGGUGGUUGUGGUCCCCAAAACGUCUGCGUCCUCCGACUCAGCCUGGCUUGGCCUGGCCAUAUAUGCCUGGUCAGGGUAUGUGAUUGAGUGUCCAAACUGCUCAGUUAUCUAUCGGAGCAGGCAGUACUGGUACGGCAACCAGGACCCAGCGGACACGGUGGUCCGCACAGAGAUCCACCAUGUCUGGUCGGGGUCGGACAGCUUUCUGAGGGACAGUCGCAAUGCGGCACAGCGGGUGUUGGACGGGGUCACCCUGGUGGCACAGUCGGUGUCUGAGCUCAGUGUCAGGCCUGCCAAGGCUGUCACCUCCUGGCUCACGGAUCAGAUCGCUCCGGCCUACUGGAAGCCCAACUCCCUCAUCACAGAGUGCCACCAGUGCGGCGAGGCCUUCCAGGACAGUGACACCAAGCACCACUGCCGGGCCUGCGGAGAGGGUUUCUGCAAUGGUUGCUCUUCCAAGACUCGCCCCGUCCCAGAGAGGGGCUGGGGCCUCUCCGCUGUGCGGGUGUGUGACACCUGCUUUGAGCGGAGGCCUGGCAGCAAAGCUGCAGGGCUGUCCGAGGCAGUGUUGGAAGAAGAGGAGGGCGGGACCCUGAUAGCCAGGAAGGUGGGAGAGGUGGUGCAGAGCACACUGGGAGCUGUGGUCACAGCUAUAGACAUCCCCCUCGGCCUGGUGAAGGACGCAGCCCGCCCUGCUUACUGGGUCCCAGACCAGAACAUCCUGUUGUGCAGCUGCUGCCAGCGUGACUUCACUGCCCGCAUGUCCAAGCAUCAUUGCCGUGCAUGUGGUGAGGGUGUGUGUGAUGACUGCUCCCCCAAGCGCCGUGCUGUGCCCUCCCGCGGCUGGGACCAUCCCGUGCGGGUCUGUGCCAUCUGCAGCCAAAGGCCUGGGGACCUCUAGCAGGGUCAGACCAUGAAGGAACACAGCCCUGCUCAUCACUGCCCAUCACCUCUGUUGAUGUAAUGGUUCAGCCCUCUGGAGUGGGGAGCCCCUCUGUACAAGCAGCUUUCAUGGGAGGCUGUUUUUAGAAUGUCGGCACAUUUAGGGCCUUUGUGUGUAAUGAGUCAGCACAGUUUUGGCUUUUUAGUUUAGGGUGCUGGUGUAGUUAGGGCUUUUCACAUAGCACAACCUCUUCCAAGUUAGAGAAUGGCAGGUUCUGAAGCAAUUUAGUUAUCUAAAGACAGUGUCUGUAUACAGUAGGCUUGGGUGGUUUCUGUUUUUUUAUAUGUUCAUACCUUCCCGACAUUUCACCGGGGUAUACGGUAUAAGAUGGAAAAAAUGGAAAAGCUGAGCUACUGGUGUCUAACUAGCCUACAAUGCUGUGUGUCUAAUAUCCAAGUAGCCUACUUAAACAAAUUUUUCUGGGCCUGUUUUUCUAUCUUUUGUGUUCAGCCAAAAUAAUAAUAAUAAUGUGUGGCGACUCACAGAAACCCAUCGGAUGUCACUGACGUUCGAUUUUGGGAAAAGGCCAAAAAACAUCGAAAAUGAAUUUUUGGUCAUAACUGAGGUGUCAUCAUAAUUUGUCGGUUUAAAUUCUAUACUUUUCUGAAAAACAUUGAUAAAUAUGUUGAAAGUAACACGUUUAUUUUAGACAUUUUUGGACUGAUCAGCCUAGCUAGCUGGCUAUCUUCCUCACACUAAUGUUAACUACCCGUAGUAACCAAGCUAGCUAGCUAGCGAGUUCGCUUGAUAAUAAUUAGCUACUUAUUCUAAAUUUGGUUAAAUCCUCCAACAUAGAUUGCUGGCUAGCUAACAAAUGCAUUCACAAAACAUCAAGUCUUGACUAUCAAGCAGACUACAGUACAUGGUGAAUGGUUAUAUAAUAAUCACUGGACUGGAUGUGACUCUAGCCCGCUGCUAUAAUAACAGCCCUCAAUUCCUUCACAACUACUUAAGGAAAGUUGUGGAAUUAAAAAAAAAAAACACCAUUUCCACUUUACAGAGGGAUCAGGAUGUCUGAAGUAGUUAUCAGGCAGUGACAUGGAAGAGCAGCACCUGCUCAAAGACGAACUGAAUGGAAUUACAACGUAAUGCAAUGGAAUCUUUAAAUGCUGUUUUCUGAGUUUGCUGUGAGGUGUGACUGGAGGUUUGACGUGUUACCCCUUUAGCCACAACUCUCUUGAGGCAAAUAGUGCACACAGCUUCGUCCAGAAUAGCUGGCUCACCUUUAUCAUCGGGACGAAACCUAAAAUACUCCCAAACCAUAGGUGUUUUUUUUUUUUUUUUAACUAGUCCUGUAACGUUAUCCCCACCACUCGCAUUCACCGUCUCUCUCACCAGUAGACUGACCUCUGGUGGCGUGUGCUGUGCAAUACAUCACCUCAAUAAAACAUCUCCGUAUCAGUUUAAUAGAAAGAGGAGCAUCUGUAUUUUUGACGGUAUUGAAAAUCAUACCUUCGAGAUUUCUAAAUACUGUAUACUGUAACACCUUGAUACCGCCCAAGCCUAGCACUAUACAGUAGUUAGUUUAGCUAUUCAUAAUAGUUGUUCCCUAAUGUUGGCAGCUAGGUAAUUGUCAGGAACACUGUAUGGAAACAAUUAAUUUCUGCCCUGUAGUGACAUUAAACAAUAGCUGGAAGAUGCAAAGUUCACAAGUUAGCAGAAAAUUUCAUCCCUCUUAUAUCUAGCAGCUGAAACUGAAAUAGCAAAGUGCUAAUAGCGUAAAAACAUUCUGUAUUUGAAUUGUUUGUAACUGGAAUGUAUGUUUGAUGUGAAGCAACCAUAAGAGUGUCACUGGGUAACAUAUAAUUAGUUACAUGACAAUAGGACCAGAGAUGUGGAGUGAAACAAAUAUAAAUAAUUAAAUCUGCAUCAAACAUCAACUGAAACUCCUUUCUGUGGUUCAGGCUUUGACACACACAGUAUAGUUCAAAUCCAAAUGGGGUGGGUGAUACACACUCUUUAUGGAGGAUUCUGCUUUAUUCCACUUCAUAAUUACUAUAGUUAUGCUUUCCUAUCAAGAUCUGAUCAAAGCUUAUCCUAGUUUUAACUAAAGGACUAUGUGGACAGAUGGUGCUUCAUGAAACCUUCAUAGUUCUGUACCUCUGCAAAUGUUAUUUUAAGCCAUCCCCCCUCUGAAUAAUGGACUGGACCGUUCUGCAACACACCUGAACAGAAACUACAGUCAAAGCAUGCACAGUCCAUGCUGUCAUUUCUACAGUCUGCGGUUCCUCCAGACCUCAUACAUCCUCUCUGAGGGUGCUUAAGAAACACUGUGAGAGGGUCUCUGAAAUCUGUCGGUUAUACACCAAGCAAGAACUUCAGCCAUGUUUUCUGAAUCUCAUAUGCUGAUACAUUAAAACCUAAGAACAUGUGGACACAUUUGUGAGCUCAUGUGUGAUAUCACAGCAUUUUCCAGACAUUUUCCAGUUCCAAUAAAAAAUUAUGCAGGCGUUCAACAGUCAUCAUAUAAUAGAUAAGUGUUUAUUACUUUCACAUCGCUUCAAAAAAUGGCAACACAUUGGAACUCACAAAACACAUUCUUGC
Molecule: messenger RNA, 5728 nt
Organism: Megalops cyprinoides (Indo-Pacific tarpon)
Lineage: Eukaryota; Metazoa; Chordata; Actinopteri; Elopiformes; Megalopidae
Product: zinc finger FYVE domain-containing protein 1-like
Exons: 11
Coding region: 803-3142 (779 amino acids)
Molecular function (GO): zinc ion binding
Source: RefSeq, a predicted model, not a curated record